Molecule: messenger RNA, 2873 nt
Organism: Oryzias latipes (Japanese medaka)
Lineage: Eukaryota; Metazoa; Chordata; Actinopteri; Beloniformes; Adrianichthyidae
Source: RefSeq, a predicted model, not a curated record
GCUGUCCAGUCGCUUGUUCGCCCAUGAGCGAUGGAAGCGCGCCCCCGACACUUCAGGUGAAUGAGAGAGAAGCAGAGGAGCGGGACACUGCUCUCGGCGCGUCGCACUGAAGAGGAACAAUUAGGAAAAUGAGUUGUAUUACGUCGCUUGGGGCGCAUGCUUUGAUGACAACAUGUCUCUUUUUCGUGGUGGGAUGCGUUGCACAGAAAGUUUACUUUGACUGCGGUGCUAAGGUUGAAGUGGUGGAUGUUCAAGGCCUCAUUCUGUCCCCUGGUUUCCCCUAUAACUACUCUUCUGGGACUCAUUGCGUUUGGGAGUUCAUUGUGCCUAUUGAUUACCAGCUAGUUCUGGAGAUUUUUGACUUUGAUGUGUUUGAAAGCCAUGACUCUACAGCCAAACAUUCUACUGUCUCUAAGUUUGAAGAAGCAGAGGAGGAGGUAACCUUCAUUCCAGACAAAGCCUUGUCUGUUGUAGAAGAACCAGUGGAUCCUCAUACUCAAGGUGACAUCUCAAAGGCUCAACAAUCUUCCCAAGAUGGGGAUAGCAAGCAAGUUGUACUCCAAGAACAAUCCACAAAAAUGGAGAUUGCCAAAGUCUUGAAUUCUGCCAAAAGAUCUGCAGAUUCUCCCUUGAGCCAGUCUUCACAACCACCUCAUUCUUUCCUCAUCCAACAUAGCGACACCCCUGCAGAGGACAAGGCUGUCAACUCUGCCAAUCUCAGUUCUAACUCAAGCUCUAUUGUGGGGGAGACCACCCUUCCUUCACCGCACUUCACUGAAACUCCAGCUGUGAGCCCCGAGACCCAACAGUCUGUGUUGGAUGUCUGUCCUCAUGACGUUCUCUACAUCUCAGACCUCAUCACUUUUUCAUCAAGGUUUUGUGGGGCCAACCGACCCCCUGGCAGCCAGCUGGUUUUUGGCUCAAACCAGGCAAUGAUGGAGGUCAUCAUGGAGCUGAUAACCACCACUCACUGGGGGCGGGGUUUCGCUCUUCUCUUCCACUACCAUAACUUGACAGAGUCAGAGAGCAACCAACGAGCCACGUAUUCGUCAGGCAGCAACGCAGACUCUGUACUGGCAGCUGUAAGCGGAGCCACUUUCUUCGUCAUGAUACUUACAGGUGUCCUCUGCAUCAUCUUCAGACCCAAAUUGUGUCCAAAACGAGCCAGUUCCUGCACAUCCAGCAAUUCUGAGGUGUCUGAAGGAGUUCGAAACACAGCUGGGGAGGUCAGCGAACUGCACCUAAUGGCUGAGAAUCAGGUCGACCCAGAGAUGGUUGUAGAAGCGGACACAAACAAUGACAGCCCCCCACACACAGCAGUCAUUGCAGAUGGAGAUGAUGCUCAUAACACCGAGGUGGACCUUUCCUGCUGCGGUCUGACGGAACUCGACCUCGGCGCGGACGAGGUCUUCAUCGUGUCGUCAAACACCACCCCAGGUGGAUUGCCCUUCUCCCCACUCACACAACCGGAACGAUUUCUGCGACAUAGUGACACUGGCCCCGGUCCAGCAGGUGACUGGCCCUCAGCAGACUCAAACAGCUCUCCUAUCGGUGGCAGAUCGUUCAAGGAGAGCAGCGGUAGCUGCUCCAGACCGAGAGCGUGGAGCGUGCGCACCUUCCAGGACUUCCUCCCCCCUCUGCCGCAGCUGCACAGGAAGUGGUGCAGCUGGAACUCUACCAGUCCCUUCACCAAGCUGGUGGACAGCGCUCCACCCAGUUUGGGAUCUGAUUGCAGAGGGGUCGACAGCCGGAAGGUUUUCUCUGACGUCCACCUGGAGGCCAAUGCAGAUUCUAGCAACAUCUCUGACUCAUCCAUCAGCAAUGCCUCCUACCCGCUCACGCAGCCGGCGCAAAGGCAGCGGCGUCUCAACUCCACCAGCAACCUGCUCCGCUCUCGCUUCACAGGACCUUGUUUUGGCCUCCUUACAGAUAACAAAAGACCCACCGAAGGGGUUCCUCCCAGCUCCCCAUCAGAGCCCACCCAGGGCUUCUCCUCCUCCACCCAAUGUCAGACUGAAAGUGGCCAAACUGGAAAGAGGCGUGAUUUCCCAAGCGAGGGUGAUCACAUCAGUGUGCCCGUCUUUGCCAUCUCAGAAGAGGAGGACCGGCAGCCUCUGGUCUCAGCUGAACUCCUGGACCAGACGUCUGGCUCUGCAGCGCAGAACGGACUGGUUCCGGGGACAUUUGAUGGUAAGAAAGCUCCAGUGGGGAGCCUGAGCCCAAAAAGGGCCAGACCAGAGUGGAGGCCAUGGGGGAGUCAGGUGUCCGGGGGGGUGUGUCCUUUCCCUGCGAGUGGAUUUACAGAAUCAAACGACAGCAAGCCUUUCAUCAGUCUGUCCACGGGGCUGCUCACGGUCACCAACCAGAUGUGACCACCACUUUUUCACCACCGGACUCUGUUAGUGCCACUGUGAAAAAUAACCUCCUGCUCAUCCCAGAUAUAACCUACUCCAUAGCUUCCUGUUGGCAGAUUAUAUAAAUAUACGUCAAAUCAUGUCAUAUGCUGCUUUCAAUAUCAAGGCACUGACUGCUGUUGUAUUUUCUUUAAAGAAAAAAAAGACUUUUGCGUUAUAUUUUUUUUUUCAUGCAAGCUCUUCAAAACUGCAAUGUUUGUAGCACCUUUUUAACCCCAUGUAUAAAAUAGUUUUAUGAUAACAACUUAAUAAAAAGAUUUUAUCAGUUACCCAAAAGUAUUAUACAUAGAAUAGAGCCUCAAUUUCCUACUCUAGAGUCUGCUCAUGGAUUAUUAAAGGGAAAGCUACAAAAGAGUCUAAAAAGUACUAAUAUACACUAUUAUUGUAGUUCAAAUAAAAAUAAUGGCAUUUAAGGUGUUUGUAAAUGUUUGUGAAGCUUUAAUAAAAAGUUGUUAACAA